Molecule: messenger RNA, 1296 nt
Organism: Meira miltonrushii
Lineage: Eukaryota; Fungi; Basidiomycota; Exobasidiomycetes; Exobasidiales; Brachybasidiaceae
Product: peroxisomal biogenesis factor 11
Exons: 2
Coding region: 341-1090 (249 amino acids)
Biological process (GO): peroxisome fission; regulation of peroxisome size
Cellular component (GO): peroxisomal membrane
Source: RefSeq, a predicted model, not a curated record
AUCACAUGUGGAAAACCCCAUUUCAUCCUUGACUUAUACGCUUAUAUUUUUACCGGCAAUUUCAUCAUCCUGAUAGUUGGCAUUGAAAACGUUUGAUCGGGGGAAGAAACCGGUUAUGUCGGCUAUACGGAGAGGAUUAACGCGUAUGCCCAGCUUAGCGCACGCACGCACGCAAACUUAAUCGCUUUUCUGCUAGACUGCUCUAAAGGCUCAUUCUCCCGUUUCACACUUUCAAGUUGAAUAAAUGCAUGCAAGCGUAAAUUAUCAUUUUAUUCAAAGUGCUGACUGUCAUCUUCUAGAUUAACAUCUUUUUAACUUCCAUCCAUAGAAUCUUUCAAUCAUGUCUGCUUUACAACAAAUCGUACUUCAUCCAUAUCUAUCACAAACUCUCCGAUUCUGGAGUACAACAGUCGGUCGUGAUAAGACAUACAGAUCCGUGCAAUACUUGGCACGUUUCUUAGCAUGGUAUGAAUACCGUAAAGGAGCAACAAAGGAAACCGUUCAAAGAUUGCAAAACCUUAAGAGCAGCUUGGCUUUAAGUCGUAAAUUGAUGCGUGUAGGAAAAUUCUUGGAACAUUUACAAGCAGCUCUCAAAGCAACCGCAAUUCAAGAUCCAAUCGUUUCAUACACCGCAAUCGGUCGUCAAUUAGGUUAUGGAUCAUACCUCAUCUUAGAUCAAUUGCAAUGGUUGCACGGCUCAAAAGCAUACCAAUUCUCACCUGAAACGAUCAAAAAGAUUUCAAAGAACGCCGCUAGAUUCUGGUUGACAGGUUUAUCAUUCUCUUUGAUUUCGGGAACUUACAAAACCUACGUCUUACGUCAACGUUUGGCAGCCGCUAAACGUCCUCGUGCAACAGCUGAAAAAGAGGCAGAACGUAAGAUUGAACUACAACAAAUUCAAACCGAACAAGCAGGCGUUUACUUCCAAAUGACACAAGAUUCUCUUGAUUGGUUGAUCCCCGCAACUGGUGCUGAAUUCUUGGACUUGGACGAAGGUGUUUUGGGCCUGGCAGGUUUGGCAACCAGUUUGAUGGGCGCUCGUACACAAUGGCGAGCAGUCAACGGUCCUGCCGGAGCUGCAAAGAAGUGAUGCAAUUUCACCCGUGUUCAUUCCCAUCUGGCUCGCUACCAUUGUACUCUCUCUCUUUCUCUCUAAGCUCGUUUCUAUAUAAAGCGAAAAAAAUACGAUUUGAUGCAGUAAAAGUACAAAUUGUGAUGAUACAAAUACAUACCUAGAAUAAAAAUCUUUGUAAGGAUGCAUACUGUUUAUCCUGAUCGCGUGCUUGCCAAGAGGCU